Messenger RNA from Sipha flava (yellow sugarcane aphid), 615 nucleotides. RefSeq lists its product as uncharacterized. The record is from RefSeq and is a predicted model, not a curated record. Gene Ontology annotation, biological process: DNA integration. NCBI's taxonomy places the organism in Eukaryota, Metazoa, Arthropoda, Insecta, Hemiptera, Aphididae. Bases 1 to 615 code for a protein of 204 amino acids. The transcript has a single exon. Gene Ontology annotation, molecular function: nucleic acid binding.
AUGGCAGCUCUGCCAAGCUUUCGGGUAAGGGAAGCACAUCCCUUUUCGGUGGUGGGGAUCGAUUACGCACGUCCCUUGGAAAUUAAAGAGUUCAGUUUGCGAAAGUCCCGAAUUGUAAAAGUUUAUAUCGCACUAUUUGUCUGUAUGACUACUAAAGCUGUGCAUUUGGAGUCAGUGACGGCACUGUCUACUGAUGCGUUUCGCUUAACGCUAGAUAGGUUUGUAGCUCGUCGUGGUGUACCAAUUUCAAUCUAUUCAGAUUGUAGCACCAAUUUUGUCGGUGCGGCUCGUCAGCUAAGACACUUGGUCAAUCAUUCGGAUAGUAGGAGUCAGUUGGCUGGCCAUAUAACUUGUAACUGGCACUUUAAUCCUCCGGCAGCUCCCCAUUUUGGGGGAAUUUGGGAAGCGGCCGUUAAAUCCGCAAAAUCCCUGCUCAUACGCGCCAUGUCUUCUCAAGUUUGGACGUUGGAAGAAUUUACAACAAUCUUGUGUAGGGUCGAGGCAGCCUUGAAUUCGCGUCUGCUGGUACCUGCUUCGCCUGAUCCAAAUGAUCUAGAAUGCCUAACACCUGGCCAUUUGAGGUCGACCUCUAAUGUCUAUCCCCGAACCUGUUGA